ACACAUACAUAGCAGAAGACCAUGUCACAAUGCCACCAUCCAGCAGUGCAGAGGACCAGUCCGAGUUCACCCACCCCAUAAAACCAUGGUCCACCGGCCGAGUCCUCAGCCGAGCCCAAAGAGAGCGCAAACGUCAAAUGAACCGAGCCUCUCAAUCCAGACGACGCAAGAAUCUAAAAACCACAUUAAAGUCCAUGGAAACGCGUCUAUUCCAGAUUGAGCAACGAUGUCUAACAUUCUUAUCUAAUCCUGCUGCUGGGGUGGAGUAUACAUUCAACGAUUGCAUAAGUGCCACGGGAAACGAAGGGACCAGUCUUCGAGAUCUUUUAAAUGAUAUACUUGGUAGUAUAUAUCACAUCAACCCUCGUCAGGUCUGCACAAAUGAUCAAUUCAAUCAGGAUGCUGUGAUUCGUGGGGUUAUCUUGGGAUGGCAUGUCCUGCAGCGAGAGAGUCUUAUUUGUCCCAUAUGGAGUAUUUUGAGGCGUCUUGAUGCGCUUCUUAUGAUGCAUGCUGCGGUUCCUACUAGAUUGGCACUAUUGCGUGGGUUGAAUUCGAUGCUUUUGGGACGGAGGCUCUGUGAUAGACCACCUCCUCUUCCAUCCUGGUUUAGACCAAGCAAAUUCGAUUCUCCAAGUUCCGAAAACGUAGUUAACGACUACUUUGCCUGGCCCCGUUUCCGCGAACGACUAAUAACAUCCAACAACCCAUCCCUCACAAACCGAUUCUGGCUCUACUUCACCCGGAACGUACAAUUCGAAUGGAAUCUUUCUCCUGCAGAUACGAUAGAUAUAGAGCCCGACACUGGGAAGUAUCGAUUAACCAUGACGUUUAGGGAUGCUACUGAUGAGAUUCAGAGGUAUACGAUGGGGAAUGAGUUCUUUGAGGCGUAUCCGGAGUGUUUUGGGGAUGUUUAUGGGUUAUGAUAUUAUAGUAUUUGAUUUCUUGUAUAUUAGAUUAGCCUUUUGAUGAUUAGCUGAGAAGUUAUUGGGUGAAU
Molecule: messenger RNA, 994 nt
Organism: Talaromyces stipitatus ATCC 10500
Lineage: Eukaryota; Fungi; Ascomycota; Eurotiomycetes; Eurotiales; Trichocomaceae
Exons: 4
Coding region: 30-923 (297 amino acids)
Source: RefSeq, a predicted model, not a curated record